Molecule: messenger RNA, 1718 nt
Organism: Photinus pyralis (common eastern firefly)
Lineage: Eukaryota; Metazoa; Arthropoda; Insecta; Coleoptera; Lampyridae
Product: queuine tRNA-ribosyltransferase catalytic subunit-like
Exons: 4
Coding region: 156-1343 (395 amino acids)
Cellular component (GO): cytosol
Molecular function (GO): tRNA-guanosine(34) queuine transglycosylase activity
Source: RefSeq, a predicted model, not a curated record
UGUGCAACACAUCUGCAAAUCGCUUUUGGUGGCAAUACAAUACUAGGUUUUCUCUGAAUUAGGUGUGCUGCGGUUAUUUUCUUGUGGUUAGAAUUUGCCAUCAAAUCCUUUAAGCUUUGUUUAUUCAUUUAAUAAAUAAACAUAAAGCUUUAAGCAUGUCAUCAAGACAUCCUCUUGUUUUUCAUGUGUUAGCAGAAUGUAAAAUUUCCAAAGCAAGAGUUAGCAAAAUGAUUUUGCCUCAUGGAGAAGUUGAUACACCAGUCUUCAUGCCAGUUGGAACUCAAGGUACACUCAAAGGAUUACUAACAGAACAGUUGGACAAUUUAGGUGUGCAAAUAAUGCUUGCGAACACGUACCAUUUGGGAAUUAAACCUGGUGUGGAAAUUUUAAAAAAAGCUGGUGGUUUACACAAGUUUAUGAAUUGGAACUGUGCACUCCUAACGGACUCUGGUGGUUUUCAAAUGGUGUCGCUUUUAAAACUUGCUGUAAUCACAGAGAAAGGUGUUCAGUUUCGGUCAUUAAAUGCAAGCAAGUCUGAAAUCGUGUUAACUCCUGAACAUUCCAUCGAGAUACAAAAUGUGAUUGGUGCAGAUAUAAUCAUGCAGUUAGAUGAUGUAGUUAAAACUACAAGUUCCGAUGAUAAAAGAAUUGAAGAAGCCAUGUAUCGGACGACUAGAUGGUUGGAUCGUUGCAUGCAGUCACACAAAAGAGUUGAAGAUCAAAAUAUUUUCCCCAUAGUGCAGGGAACGUUAAAUACGAAACUGAGAUCCUUAAGUGCAAAGGCACAUAUGAAACGAGAUGUUAGAGGCUUCGCAAUUGGAGGACUAAGUGGAGGGGAAAGUAAAGAUGAAUUUUGGAAAAUGGUUAAUCUAUCGACAGACAUCUUGCCAAAGAACAAGCCUCGGUAUCUGAUGGGUGUUGGGUUUGCCAUUGAUUUGGUGGUUUGUACUGCAUUAGGUGUAGACAUGUACGAUUGUGUCUUUCCAACAAGAACGGCGAGGUUCGGUUGUGCAUUAGUAAUGACUGGUCAAUUAAAUUUAAAACAGAAAAUGUAUAAAACUGAUUUAACUCCUAUUGAUAAAGAUUGCGAUUGUUCCACUUGUAAAACAUAUACCCGUUCUUAUUUACAUCACAUCGCAACUAUUCAUACCGUGUCUUGUCAUUUGCUAACUGUUCAUAAUGUCGCUUUUCAAUUAAGAUUAAUGAGAAAUAUACGUGAAAGCAUUAAAGAAAAUAAAUUUGUGGAAUUUGUGCAAAGCUUUAUGGUCGAUUUGCACCCAAACAAAGAUUAUCCAAAUUGGGUCAUUGAUGCGUUACAAGCAGUAGGUAUUCAACUAAAAUAAAGCAAGUUUUACAAUACCUAAUAUUGUAUUCUUUAUUAAUUACAUGAAAUCGUCAGAAUCGUUACCAUCAUCGGUGUUAAGGGUCAUACUGCCUACUUUAAAAAGUGUACUGUAACUGCGCAUAUCAGCGUCUUCGGCUUUUCGUUUCUCUUCCAUCUUCUCUUUUUCUUUUUGUUCCCGUAGUUGUUUCUUUUUAUCUUCACGUUCUAGCCGAUCGCGCUUUUCACGUUCUGCACGGAAAUCUGGAAAUAAUUCCUUCUUUGUCUUAUUCAAUCGGUUAACAAUAUCAUUUAUCCGUUUUGCAACUUUAAUCUUGCGCACCUCUUUUUCCUUAUGAAAUCCAAUUUGGCCUAUCUCCAUGGCUGCAGUCUUCUU